Anopheles moucheti is the source of this 1590-nucleotide messenger RNA. RefSeq names its product SAP domain-containing ribonucleoprotein. Gene Ontology annotation, biological process: poly(A)+ mRNA export from nucleus. NCBI's taxonomy places the organism in Eukaryota, Metazoa, Arthropoda, Insecta, Diptera, Culicidae. The transcript has 3 exons. The record is from RefSeq and is a predicted model, not a curated record. Gene Ontology annotation, cellular component: nucleus. Bases 152 to 1108 code for a protein of 318 amino acids.
CAAUCAAGCCGUCGCACAGAAAUUUCUCUUCGUGUUUAGCAACAAUUUUACUCCAAUAAUCAACGGUAGGAUUAGAGUCAACUCUCGCCAGAAUCAGUUUUAUAAUUCAGUCCUUUCUCAGCGUUAUCCGCAACAUUUCCCAAAACCCGCAAUGAGUGAUAGUGAUGUUUCCAAGAUGAAGGUGGCGGACCUGAAAAAAGAACUAAAGGCACGAGGUUUAAGUGUGAUGGGUAACAAGAAUGAGCUGGUGGAUCGAUUACAAACGGCUCUGUUGGAUGGUGGUGAUGUGCUAGAAGAUACGGCCAACUCCGAAGAUCUUUUGGACGACGAAUUGAAUGAUGAUCUUCUGGAUGAGGAUAAAGAUCUUACCGAUCCGGUAGCGGAGGAGGAGCAGAUACUGAAAUCGCCCACGCCGAGCGAAAAAUCGAAAUCAAUUUCGCCGGACCAACCGCGAAAGCCAGAAGAUGAACCGAACCAAAGUUCGGAAAAGUCCAACGUACCGGUAACAACCACCCGUAAAAUAUCGCUAAAGCGAAACAUUUCCAUCACGAAGCCCACAUUCGGUGCGGAUCUGAGCACCAUUCCGCUGGGCGAAGCACCGAAAGCCCAAAGGCAACCAUUUUCGACUCAAUCGUCCAGCACCAAUAGUGGUAGCGAUGGAGAACCGGAAAAGAAGGUGGUCAAGCUCGGUCAGCUGAGCGCACUGGAGCGGUUGGAAAUGAGAGCCAAGAAGUUCGGUGCUCAAACAGUAACACCGUCUAGUACUCCUGCCGCUGCUACCACCACUGCUACCGACAAAAUGCAAGCCCGUGCGGCAAGGUUUGGGUUAACCAGUACUAGCACCAGUACAUCGGCGAACAGCAACAAAAGCACACCGGCAUCGUUGGAAGCACUGAAAAAGCGUGCCGAACGGUUCGGUGGCUCCGUGUCGUCCGAAAUGAGCAAGCUCGAGCAGGAGGAAAAGUUGGCUAAGCGACAGGCCCGCUUUGGCCAGACGGUUAGCAGCGGUUCCACUGCUACCAAUGGUGCCGGGAAGGUUUCAUCCGCUUCGGUGGAUUACGCCGAAAAGGCAAGGUUACGGCUGGAAAGGUUCAAAUCUGCCGCCUAAGGAAUCGAAAGAUGGAAUCUUUGUUUUACCUUCUCUUUUUUUCCAUUGAGUAAAUGUCGUUCUUUUACGCCGCGUUUGUCGCAGUUUUAUCUUUGCUCCUUCUGUGUGGACGAGUGUUUUUAAAUUUGUACCGUGCAUAUUUUUAUGUGCAUGCAUUGCAAACCUGGCCCGGGAGCAACGCCGCUGAAGACGACGACACGACGAAUGAAGGGCGGUAUAUGUGUAAUGAACUAAAGUUUAUUGUAAAAUAAGACAACUCAAUAAUGUACUGUCAGUAGUAGAAAUUUCGAAGUUAGUGUUUUUUUUUGCGCAAUCCAUCAUAAAAUAAACAUAAUAUAUAACGGAUUUAAGAUGACUAUGUUUGUUCACAGUGACACAGACGAACUCAUCGUUCACCGUAGCUUUCGAUGUAACGGAUUCGCUGUGGUUGGAUGUAGUCUCAAAGCAUCCAUGUCGCAAAUAUAAAGUCAGCUGAAUAAAAA